AAGGUGUGUCUCUCUCACUUACUUCCCCUCGUCAUCGUCUGAGCUUACCAAAACUCCGGUCAAAUGGCGAUGACGACUGCUACACUCUUCCAUGCACUUGUUCCUUCCAACAGUUACAAAACAGGAGCUGUGUCCUCUUCGUUAGUCUCAGUUCCGUCUUCUUCGUCGUCUCUCCAAUUCCGCUCGCUUGUCUCGGAUUCAACGUCGGUUUAUGCUCGGAGGAAGUUAACCGGAGAUCUCAGAAGAGUAUCCUUAACUGUCUCCGCCGCCGCAGCAACUGAGCCUCUCACCGUUCUGGUCACCGGUGCCGGUGGAAGAACAGGGCAAAUCGUGUACAAGAAGUUGAAGGAGAGGUCGGAUCAGUUCUUGGCGAGAGGUUUGGUGAGGACGAAAGAGAGCAAGGAGAAGAUCGGUGGAGAGGAGGAAGUGUUCGUCGGAGAUAUUCGAGACCUUGAAGCCAUUGCUCCUGCUGUUCAAGGGAUUGAUGCUUUGGUCAUUCUUACGAGCGCUGUACCGAAGAUGAAACCUGGUUUUGAUCCUAGCAAAGGAGAGAGACCUGAGUUCUACUUUGAAGAAGGAGCUUAUCCUGAACAGGUGACAACAGCUACUGCAUGUGUUUCUUGUGGGGUGGUUUGUACAUUCUUGUUUGGUUUUUUUGAUUCUUUUGUCUUUCUUUUGAAGGUUGAUUGGAUUGGUCAGAAGAAUCAGAUAGAUGCCGCUAAGGCAGCUGGAGUUAAGCAGAUUGUUUUGGUCGGGUCGAUGGGAGGAACAAACAUAAACAACCCCUUGAAUAGCAUUGGCAAUGCCAACAUUCUGGUUUGGAAGAGGAAAGCUGAGCAGUACUUGGCUGACUCCGGUAUUCCAUACACCAUCAUCAGGGCGGGUGGUCUGCAGGACAAGGAAGGUGGCAUCCGGGAACUAAUUGUGGGGAAAGAUGACGAGAUUCUUGAGACAGAGACGAGAACAAUAGCAAGGGCUGAUGUUGCAGAAGUCUGCGUUCAGGCGUUGCAGCUCGAGGAGUCAAAGUUUAAAGCACUUGAUCUGGCCUCAAAGCCUGAGGGAACAGGCACCCCAACAAAGGAUUUCAAGGCACUUUUCGCUCAAGUUACCGCUCGGUUCUAAUCUUCUGUUACUCUGUCUUUGUAGCAGAGUCAUAGGAUUAGAGACUUCGAGGAAUAAUAAAUACAUUUUGUGAGAUACACUCGUCUGAAUCGGCUCUUUCUAUA
Messenger RNA from Raphanus sativus (radish), 1226 nucleotides. RefSeq lists its product as uncharacterized. Gene Ontology annotation, cellular component: chloroplast. The transcript is spliced from 6 exons. Bases 64 to 1122 code for a protein of 352 amino acids. Gene Ontology annotation, molecular function: oxidoreductase activity. Lineage: Eukaryota; Viridiplantae; Streptophyta; Magnoliopsida; Brassicales; Brassicaceae. The record is from RefSeq and is a predicted model, not a curated record.